AUGACAACCACUCCUAUAUUGUUUCACACACAGGAUUAUCGUGGCGCUACUAUCGAGGACCUCAAUAUCCCACAAGCAUUGUCCGUCAAUCCAUCGACUUCAAUCUAUGGGGCCAUCGAACUCGGCUUUGAAAAUGAGUUUACAUAUUUACCAGUGAUCCACGAGUUAAAUAAACGAUUACUUGGAGUGAUCAACCUUGAGCAGUUCAAACAAGGUACCGCCCAAAUCAAUCAUGCAAAACAAGAACCUACUGUGUUUGAUUAUAUGAUUUGGUUCAACCAAAAUACCAAAAGAAAAUAUGAAACUGAAAUCAGAAACAAUAAAAAUAUUCAGAACGGAACGGGAGAGGGAAAGGGAAAGGGAAAGAUUUUAGAAACUACUUCACCAAAAACAAAGAUCUUGAAACCAAAGGGGAAAAGAUAUAGUGUAUUGACCCCAUUUAGUCCUCUAGAGGAUCUCGCGGGAUUUUUCAACAGAGGAAAUUAUUUUGCCAUAGUGACUAAUGAUCUGGGGAAUUUUGUUUAUGGUGUAGUAACGCCACAGGAUUUGAUGAAGUACGAGCAAAGCAGACCAAAGCUUUAA
This is a messenger RNA of Lodderomyces elongisporus, 582 nucleotides long. RefSeq lists its product as uncharacterized. The coding region runs from base 1 to 582 and encodes 193 amino acids. The record is from RefSeq and is a predicted model, not a curated record. The transcript has a single exon. Lineage: Eukaryota; Fungi; Ascomycota; Pichiomycetes; Serinales; Debaryomycetaceae.